GGAGGGACAGGCAGGACCGCGAUGGGUCACAGCCGACAUUUAUCCCACACAAACCGAACUAAAGUCCGGACCGAGCCGCUAGUGAUGGAUAGGCGAUAGUUCCGGUGUUUUGUGUGUUUCGCGGUGUAUUGACUCGUAGUUUAUGAAGGCGGAGCGGUAGAGUUUAGCUAACUUGGCAGAAUUGUUCUUCCAGGGGAGGAAGUUUGCUGCGACGGAGGACACAUAAUAGGAAACCGGGGAGGGCCAAACUAUCCCGACAUGGAGGACUCCGGCUCGGCCCUGGAGAAAAAUGUGGCUGACCUCACGGUCAUGGACGUGUACGACAUCGCCGCGGUGGUGGGCCAAGAGUUCGAGCGGAUCAUAGACCAGUACGGCUGCGAGGCGCUGUCCAGGCUCAUGCCCAAAGUGGUGCGGGUGCUGGAGAUCCUGGAGGUGAUGGUGAGCCGGAGCAGCAUCAGCCCGGAGACCGAGGAGCUGCGGCUGGAGCUGGACAAGCUGCGGCUGGAGCGGAUAGACCGGCUGGAGAAGGAGAAGAAGCACCGGAAGGAGCUGGAGCUGGUGGAGGACGUCUGGAGAGGUGAAGCUCAGGACCUCCUCACCCAGAUCGCUCAGCUGCAGGAGGAGAACAAAAGCCUCCUCACCAACCUGUCCAUCAAAGACCCCAUGAGUGAGGAAGACCUGCAGAGGCAUGAGGGUAUGACGGAGAGAGAGCGGCAGGUGAUGAAGAAGCUGAAAGAAGUGGUGGACAAGCAGCGAGACGAGAUUCGAGCCAAGGACCGAGAGCUCACGCUGAAAAACGAGGACAUAGAAGCACUCCAGCAGCAGCAGUCCCGCCUGAUGAAAAUCAACCAUGACCUGCGACAUAAAAUCUCUGUGGUGGAGGCUCAGGGGAAGGCACUGAUUGAACAGAAGGUGGAACUGGAGGCCAGCGCUCAGGCGCGGGGGCAGGAAGUCGGCGCCCUUCGGCAGGAAGUCACACGCCUGAGAGAACGACUUCAAGGAGACCUGCCAGUCCAGAACCCUGAGGAACCCCCACCUCAGCCCCCAUCACCUGCAGAGCGUGGUAAAGCUGCUGCAGUGUUGGUGGGGGCCGAGGGCUGGUCAGACAGACAUGGCCCCCCCGAGCCGAUGUCGGCUGGGUUUGACCCCUCCCUGCCACCCCUGCCUGGUUCCCUCAGCCCGGGGGGACACGAGGACGGGGAUGAGGAGGCAGAGGACGAGGCAGUGUUGCUUUGGGAGGCGAUGUGCGAUGAAGACAUGCCUGCUGUGUUCCAAUAUUUUACCAAGGAGGCGUUGUGCGAGGAGGAGACGGGAGGCCUGGACCCGAAGGACCCCAACCGGCCCCGGUUCACCCUGCAGGAGCUGAGGGACGUCCUCCACGAGAGGAACGAGCUCAAGGCCAAAGUCUUCCUGCUGCAGGAGGAGCUGGCCUACUACAAAAGUGACGAGACAGAUGACGAGAUCGUCACUCCCAGUCCGUCUCCCUCUCCUGAGCUGAGGACUCGCUCUCGUUCUUCUGCCCAGCCAGAGUCAGGAAUCAAACGCCUGUUUAGUUUCUUCUCGCGUGACAAGCAGCGGAGCUCGCAGAGGAGCGCGCCGUUCGACGGCAGCCUCGGCUCGUGGGCGGGGAAGGACGACGUGUACACAGAACAAGCCCAGGAGGCGUUACAGCACAUGUAGUCGCCAGGGAGGACUUGUCCACGUCUGUCAGACUCCAGAACUCUUAACACUCCAUGUCCAUCACUCGAGGCCGCCGACUGCACGCCGAACCACCACUAGAGACUCACACCGCAGCUGAAAUAUCACGUGCUUGAGGUGAAAAAGACGAGUGGAUCCAGCUUAGAUUAAAAAAAAAACCCUGUAAAAAUGUUUAUUUAAACACCCGAGAGCCGUGAAGGCGCCUACAGACCGAACAGCUUCAACGCCAGAGGACAUGUGGUGCCUUCAGGAUCAGACGGGAUCAUGUAAACCGGAGAGGAGAAGGGAAGCUCAAGUCGAAGGGUGGAAAAGUGGAAAGUUGUUGGAACAUGAUGGUAAACGUGAACGUACGUUAAAACACAGACGAAGGCGUGAGACACACACGUGUGCCGCACAUGAUCCUUGUUGACCAAAUGAAAAUGAAUUUAAAGGCUUUGAGACGUGAUGGAAGACGAGUUUUAUCUUACGACCCCCGUAGGAUCAAAAGCGGGUUUUCACCUGCUGAUCUUGAGAUUUACUCUCAGAAUGAAAGCAGCACUUUUGCAUCCCAGUAAUUUAUUGAAAAUCUCUGCCCUUGUUCUUGAGGGCAGCGCGUCGGUGCCUCACCAGCGUUUGGCAAAACUAUGCAGCUCUUCAGAUACGAAGAGGACGAGGCUCGUGGAUAAAAUGAUGCUUAGAAUCACACUUUAAAAGCUGUGUACAGGAAAAGAUAAAAACACUUACAAAUGCUUUUAUUUAUAACAUAUGUUGCAGUAUGCAGCAAGUAUGGAAGCCCGCUCCUGCCAAGAAGAACAGAACGUACAUAAAGGGUUCGGCGUGAUGAAAACAAAAACUAUGAUCAAGUGAAAAUGAAAUCUGAGCCACUUCUUCCUAAGUGAAAUAAUAAGUCAAAGUUUUUACUUAGUUUUGUGAAUCAUCUGACUUUUGAUUUAGUAUAAAAUUGACUUCUUCCGAAUCAAAACUCUAAUGGCUCACCGAGUCAAAUUUGUUAUUAAAUGAUUUGGUAAAGUUUUGGCUCGGUAUCUCAUCAUCUCGACUUGGUGUCUCAUCAUUUAGACCGUGAUUAUUUGUGUUUCAUCAGGCGUGACGUCUGUUUGUCUGCUCCUGGCAGAAAUGACCUUCCAUAUACAAGUGUGCGCUUCCCUCUAACUCACAGUUACUGUGAAAUGAACACAAAUCUCCACUUCAUGUAAAAGCAAUAGACGCGGUGAGUGAACUCUGCUGACAUCCAGCACAAAAACGUCGUCACUGCACAACAACAAGAGGAGUCAGAGAGCACUGAGAGGUGAACUAACAAACUGUUGAAUUUGGUCUUUUCAUGAGAUUUUUUUUUUUUUUUUAACAUGAAUGCAAACUAACACCAGCUUCAUCUUUAUCUGUUAAGUGUCUUCAGGUGAAUUUGGCCGCUUGGAACAGGAAAACUGACUAAAGAACAUUUAGCAGACGCCGCGUAGAAAGUACACAGCAACAUGCAUUCGCAAAUUUAGGCUUGUGCUUAUAUCCAUCAUUUAUACAAAGCCUUACAUGUAAACAUGACUGUGGUGUCACAUUGCUCGUGACAGGAAACAGAAAUCUUCCUCAGACUGUGCUUACGUUGGAGGGACAGAAUCAGACUGUGGUUCAUAAAGCUUAAGUGUGGUUUCCAUUAAAAAGAAAAAAAAAAAAAUGGUGUUUGCUGCUUCUGCUUUUCCAGCUUGCCGUCAUGUUUAACUCUGACUGACGUCUUCACCCCAGCAGCGGUGUCACCGGCUGUGUUUUAAUAGUUCUUCACCUUCAUUUAUACUCAGCCAGCGAGGUGGAAGGAGUGAGUGUACGAUGACAAGUUUUCCACAUUCAGACAGAAUAACGAUGUUCUUCGCAGGAGAGUCUCGUGUUGGAGACGCCACCUGGAGGUCAAAGGGCAAUUAAGACAUUUAAAUGGUGAAGCAUUAAAAGGGAAAUGUAGUCAAACAGGACGAGGUGUCCUUCAUCUCACUAUUUGAGUCAGUGUUGAUCACCAUCUCUCAUGUGUCUCCCUCAUUAAAAAUGGACAUUUAAAAGUUGUAAAGAAUGGAUCAGUGCUUUAUUAAACGA
This is a messenger RNA of Chelmon rostratus (copperband butterflyfish), 3771 nucleotides long. It is a transcript of the gene rilpl1, whose product is annotated as Rab interacting lysosomal protein-like 1. Lineage: Eukaryota; Metazoa; Chordata; Actinopteri; Chaetodontiformes; Chaetodontidae. The record is from RefSeq and is a predicted model, not a curated record. Gene Ontology annotation, biological process: cilium assembly. Gene Ontology annotation, cellular component: cytoplasm; ciliary basal body. Gene Ontology annotation, molecular function: protein dimerization activity. The transcript is spliced from 9 exons. The coding region runs from base 259 to 1680 and encodes 473 amino acids.